Molecule: messenger RNA, 1815 nt
Organism: Fragaria vesca subsp. vesca
Lineage: Eukaryota; Viridiplantae; Streptophyta; Magnoliopsida; Rosales; Rosaceae
Product: UPF0695 membrane protein C977.11/PB8B6.06c-like
Exons: 6
Coding region: 459-1808 (449 amino acids)
Biological process (GO): fluoride transmembrane transport
Cellular component (GO): membrane
Molecular function (GO): fluoride transmembrane transporter activity
Source: RefSeq, a predicted model, not a curated record
GUUUAAAUGACAUCAUUGAACGGCUCUAUUGUACUAAUAAACAAAUUCAUCAAAUAAUGGAUUUGCUUAAAGCUAUAGGUUGUAUUAUUGUUGCAUUCGGUGGACAUCUUGAAUUAGUUUGGUUCCUUCUUCUUGUCAUGAGCUUGCUUCAAGACGCUAUCAAGGGAGUUCAAAUGUAUUUUGCUUUUCUUAGGUUUGAUUUCUUAUAAGUUCCAUACGUUUUUAUCAUCAUCAAAAGUAGAGUAGGUUGCAAACUUGGUGUCUGCUUAGGAAGUACAAAUUAUGAAUUGUCAACAUUAGCAGCAGCAGUAAUUGCAUCAUAUUCACUACCGCUUUUGUUUUUCCCCUUUCAUUACCAUUCUUUCGAAUUUAAUGUUCCCAUUAACUUUGGUGAUUACUUUCUGAUUCUACUUUUGUUACUCUUGAAGUCACCACAAGAGAAACAUAGCCCUGCGAUUAUGGAUGGAGCAGGGUACCGAGGUACUAACCCUGAACCUAGAAGAAGUAAAUCCAGUAGUCCCAUUUCUUGUUCAAGUGUGUCUGGUGCUCAGCCAAUAGAUGAUGAACUUGAAGACGAGUCUGUGUCUGAGGUGGGAGAUAUUGGGGACCGAGCUCUUCACAGCAACAGGAACAGUCCCAGUCACACCUUCAAUGACUUGUAUGGAGAAGAUGUUUUAUUGCCAUCCUAUGGAUUUUGGUGUCGUGAUAAUACUGCAUCUCGGACUAUCCCCACUGUGCCUUUGUCAGAAGAAUUCAUAUCUCAAACCAUUGAUGUGGUAGUACGCAAUGCAGAUAAAAAACAAGAAAAUACAAAUCAGUUGCCAAAGUGGUUGGAGUAUGGUUCAUGUAUGACACAUUUAGCUGUCUUUGGUAUUCUUGGGGUCUUGACGAGGUAUCUACUGCAAAAACUGUUUGGCCCAGGAGUUUCUGGUGUGACAAGUGACCAAACAAUUCUCUACCUUGAUCUUCCUUCUAAUAUGGUUGGUUCUUUCUUGAUGGGAUGGUGGGGUGUUGUUUUCAAAGCAGAUAUAGCCUAUAUAUCAGAUUUUUUGGCCAUUGGAUUGUCAACUGGUUAUCUAGGAAGUCUUACUACCUUCAGUGGUUGGAACCAGAAAAUGCUUGAACUCAGUGUUCAAGGCCAUUGGCUUUUUGCUCUGCUUGGCUUUUUAAUAGGUUUAUUUCUUGCUGCAUACUCUAUUAUUUUUGGGAUAGAGACAGCUAAGGGUUUCAGGCAGCUUAUUAAAAGGUGUGUAGGGUCUGACAUUGCUAGCUCUAGAAAGACCUGGAGGGUUGGCAGUUACAAGCGUCACUUGGCAGUUUGGACAGUGUUGCUGGUGAUGCUAGGUUGCCUAUGGAGUGUGAGUGGAAUCUUGGUGCAGGAGGAGUUCAGAAGUGACAGCAGUGACACACAUCUAUGGUUGGCCUGCAUCGUUGGACCUGUAGGUGUGUGGAUCAGGUGGUUCUUAGCUCGAUUGAAUGGACGUGGAUUAGGAAAGACACAGUUGUUGAAAUGGGUUCCAUUUGGUACUCUAAUUGCAAAUGUUUCGGCAGCUUGUAUCAUGGCAGCACUUGCUACUAUGAAGAAAGAGGUGAAUACCAAGACUUGCGAUAUCAUUGCAAAUGGACUGCAACUCGGUUUUUUGGGUUGCCUGAGUACUGUGUCUACCUUCAUUUCUGAAUUCAAUGCAAUGAGAGAAAGUAAACACUCUUGGAGAGCAUAUACAUAUGCCAUGGUUACGAUAUGUGCCUCGUUUUGUUUGGGGACCCUAAUAUUUUCAUUACCAGUUUGGGCAAAGGGUUACAGAUAGCACAUUU